This is a messenger RNA of Neltuma alba, 1189 nucleotides long. Its product is annotated as probable S-adenosylmethionine-dependent methyltransferase At5g38780. Lineage: Eukaryota; Viridiplantae; Streptophyta; Magnoliopsida; Fabales; Fabaceae. The record is from RefSeq and is a predicted model, not a curated record. The transcript has 3 exons. Bases 47 to 1144 code for a protein of 365 amino acids. Gene Ontology annotation, molecular function: methyltransferase activity.
CAUCUACGUGUGUCUCUAAAGAAUACUCGCAAAAAAAAUCUCAAAUAUGGCAACCAAAAGAGACACUACCUCUCAUGAAGCUUUCACAAUGAAGGGUGGAGAAGGCCAAGAUAGCUAUGCUCAAAAUUCCGAUCAUCAGCGAACAGGAGCUAAUAUCACCAAAAAUAUCAUGAGAGAAGCCAUGGCUGAGAAACUUGAUCUGCAAACACUUCUUCUGCAGAAUUCUUGUAAUACAUUUCGUAUAGCAGAUUUGGGCUGUUCAGUUGGACCUAACACAUUCUUCACAGUCCAAAACAUUAUAGACUCUGUGAAACUCAAACUUAUUGAUCAAUCUCAUGAAGGGCGACGUGGUUUAGAAUAUUCACUUGAAUUUCAAGUGUUCUUCAAUGAUCAUGCUGGCAAUGAUUUCAACACACUUUUAAAGUCUCUUCCUGAGGACAAGCAGUAUUUUGCAGCAGCUGUGCCUGGUUCCUUUCAUGGCAGAUUGUUUCCAGAAUCAAGCAUUAAUGUGUUUAACUCAUCUUAUGCUCUUCAUUGGCUCUCAAAGGUGCCUAAAGAGAUAGUUGACAAGAACUCCCCUGCUUAUAACAAAGGCAAAAUUUACUUUACAAGUGAAGACAAGAAAGUCAUAGAGGCAUAUUCUGCACAAUUUGAAAGAGACAUCGAAAGUUUCUUGAAUUCCAGGGCCUCUGAACUUGUUCCUGGAGGUAUCGUCACUUUUCUCAUUCCCAGUGUCCCUCCAAAUUCGAAGAACCGAUUUGAAGCUAAUGCAAAUAUCAUUGGGAAUGUUCUUGUGGAUAUGGUCAAUAAGGGAGUAAUUAGUGAAGAGCUGGUAGAUUCGUUCAACAUACCUACGUACAUGCCAGCAUCAGAAGAAGUGAAAUCCUUGAUAGAGAAGAAUGGGAAAUUCAGAAUUGAGAGGUCAGAAUUAUUACUUCGUCUGUUCACCGAGCAACUUCCAGAUGUUCGUAGUGCAUGCAUGCACAUGAGAGCUGUGUGGGAAGGCAUCUUCAAGGAACACUUUGGAGAAGAGCUUGUGGAUGAAAUUUUUAAUGGCUAUGAGAAGAAAUUAGCAGAAUCCACCUUCCUUUUGGAUCCAUCGUUCAAGACAAUGGGACAAUUAUUUGUCAUCAAGCGCACUUAAAUAAUUAUCGAUGUUUUUGUGUUGUCUAUUAAACAAUAAUUUUCC